Nematolebias whitei (Rio pearlfish) is the source of this 2836-nucleotide messenger RNA. Its product is annotated as double-strand-break repair protein rad21 homolog A. NCBI's taxonomy places the organism in Eukaryota, Metazoa, Chordata, Actinopteri, Cyprinodontiformes, Rivulidae. Gene Ontology annotation, cellular component: synaptonemal complex; cohesin complex. Bases 173 to 2083 code for a protein of 636 amino acids. The transcript has 14 exons. The record is from RefSeq and is a predicted model, not a curated record. Gene Ontology annotation, molecular function: chromatin binding; protein binding. Gene Ontology annotation, biological process: replication-born double-strand break repair via sister chromatid exchange; mitotic sister chromatid cohesion; synaptonemal complex assembly.
ACAGCGCUGAGCGGGAGGAAGGCGGCUGGCGCCAUCUUGGCUGCUUUAAUGAGUACAACAGGGGAGCAUUUGCUGGGAGAAAUUACUUAAUCGUUGUGAUUUCACUCUGAGAGGGACACUUUGGGUAAACCGUACCACAGUUGGGAGUGUUUGAACCAGGAGAACCGGGGCAAUGUUCUACGCCCACUUUGUCCUCAGCAAGCGUGGGCCGCUGGCCAAGAUUUGGCUGGCGGCCCACUGGGACAAAAAGCUGACCAAGGCCCACGUGUUUGAGUGCAACCUGGAGAGCAGUGUGGAGAGCAUCAUCUCACCAAAGGUCAAGAUGGCGUUGCGAACAUCUGGUCAUUUGCUCCUUGGGGUGGUGAGAAUCUACCACAGGAAGGCCAAGUACCUGCUUGCUGACUGCAAUGAAGCCUUCAUCAAAAUCAAAAUGGCCUUCAGACCAGGAGUGGUGGAUCUACCUGAGGAGAACAGAGAGGCAGCGUACAAUGCCAUCACUUUACCUGAGGAGUUCCAUGAUUUUGACCAGCCACUCCCUGAUCUGGAUGACAUUGACGUGGCUCAGCAGUUCACUUUGAACCAGAGCAGAGUGGAAGAGAUCACCAUGAGGGAAGAUGUUGGAAACCUUAACCUCCUGCAGGACAAUGAUUUUGCUGAUUUUGGGAUGGAUGACAGAGAAAUGAUGCGUGACGCCAGCACAUUUGAAGAUGAUAUCAUUCAUGGUGCCACCGCCCCUAACCUCUUGCUGGAGGCUGAGCCCGGUCCAGCUAAUCUCCCUGACAAAUCCAACCACAUGGAGUACGAUGACUUCGGUGAUGGCUCCAUGGGCAACAGUGAUGGAGGGAUGCUGGUGGACAAACUGCUGAGCUCUGAGGACGGAGGCGGCAUCUUUGACGACCCCCCAGCUAUCACAGAAAGCGUCAUGAUGCCUCCAGAUCAUGGAGAUGAUGAGGACGACUUUGACAACCUGCAGUCGCCUGGUCCAGACAGUCCAGACUCGGGCCCAGCUGAACCCCUGCCAGCCAUGGCUGACCAGACAGAACAGACCACUCUCGUUCACAACGAAGAGGAGGCGUUUGCCCUGGAGCCCAUCGACAUCACCGUGAAAGAGACCAAGGCAAAGCGUAAGAGGAAGCUAAUUGUGGACAGCGUGAAGGAGCUGGACAGUAAAACCAUCAGAGCCCAGCUGUCUGACUACUCUGACAUUGUGACCACUCUGGACCUCGCUCCUCCCACCAAGAAGCUCAUGAUGUGGAAAGAGACUGGAGGAGUGGAGAAGCUCUUCUCCCUGCCUGCUCAGCCCCUCUGGAAUGCCAGGCUGCUGAAGAUGUUCACACGCUGUCUGACGCCUCUGGUGCCAGACGAGCUGAGGAAGAGGAGGAAGGGUGGAGAAGCAGACAGUCUGGAUGAGUUCCUCAAAGAACUGGAGAACCCAGAGGUGCCACGAGAGGAGGUCCUGCCUCAGCACAGGGAUGUUAUUGACCAGACUAUCAUGGAGGAGCCCAGCAUACUGGCAGCCUCAGUGAUGGAGGGCAGCAGGACAACACUGGAUGAAACCGUCAUGCCUCCUCCAUCCACCCCCCGUGGUGUUAAACGCAAGACUCUGGACAAAGAGACCACCAUUCCUAUGGCUCCUUUGGAGCAGCAGCAGCAAAUGGCAGAGCACUCAGACCUGACGCAGAGGUUAGACCUGUCUCAUGUUGAUAAUCCUCCAGAGGCAAGCAAUCUGGACCUCACUCAGCUCGUCCCAGAGCUUGAUCUUCUCAACGAGAAGGGAACAAAGAAGGACGAGCUCGAUGAAGAAGAGGAGGAGGAAGGUCAGGCCGGAGACCAGGAUCAGGAGGAGAAGAGGUGGAACAAGAGAACCCAGCAGAUGCUGCAUGGUCUACAGCGUGUCAUGGCGAAGACCGGCGCAGACUCCGUCAGCCUGCUUGACUUGUGCAGGAACGACAACAAGAAGCAGGCAGCCGCCAAGUUUUACAGUUUUCUCGUCCUCAAGAAGCAGCAAGCCAUCGAAGUCACCCAGACUCAGCCCUACAGCGACAUCGUUGCCUCAGCCGGACCAAAAUUCCACCUCAUUUAGACAUUGGAAGAACAACACACUGCUUGCAAUAGGCUUACAAAAACAAUAACUAACAACUCUUUGCCUUUUUUUAUUUUGUUUACUGUCAAAACAGUUUUUUUUUCCCCUUUUGGGGUGGGGUGGGUAGUGAGGAAAGGGUUGGGAACUUUUAAAAGAACAAUUUUACUGUACUACAGAUGGAAUCAUGCAGUAUUCUUGCUUCAAACGGAGUUAGGAAUGUUUUACAAAUAUAUUUAUAAAGGAGCCCUUUUCAGACACCAAUUUGUAAGCUUCGCUUGAUAUUUUAUAAGUUAAAUUUCUGUUGUCUGCUCUUAUUAAACUUUUUGUAUCAGCCCCUCUCAACUAAAAUAUUUUAGAUAAAAGCCCAGCGUAUCAGGUGUGUUCUUGUACUGACUCUGUUCUGGAAUGGUACUGUUAUUGUUCAGAAGUGUAACCUCUCCCAUCUUCUCCCUGUUGCACUUUUUUUUUUUUUUCAACAAAAAAAGGGUAAACUUUCACUGAAUAGGUGAACUGUAUCUGGCAUUAAAUAUGUUUCAGUUGUACAAUUCAAGCAGUUUAUCGAUUUUAUGUAAAUUUUUUCAUUUUUUGUACCCUUUUUAUUUGGUUUGUUUAUGCUUGUUUGCCUUUUUGCGUUAUGUAACUAGGUAAUGUUCUUUUGUUACAGUUAAGUUCACUAUCCCACCUUAGACUCUGGGUAACUUCUAGUUGUGAUACAUCUGUAAAGAUUUGAAAUAAAGUGUUUUAAAAACUUGG